AAGUUGUGAAAAUAGAUUUAACUGAGAAAGCGACAACGGUGUGUCGACUGGAGCCGUGGAAAACAGAGUUUGAGGUGUUCUCGAAAUUCGGGGAACUUGUUUCCAAGUCCCGAAAUGGCUGCAGGAAUGUGCGUGUAUUUGAUGAUAAGGAGGAAGAAAACUACAAUAUUUACAGAUGCCAAAGAGACCACUAACGUUUCUGAGCUGAAGAAAAUCAUUCAAGGAAUAACUAAGGUCGCACCGGAUAGCCAACGUCUGUUCAAAGAUGAUCGAGUCAUGGAAGACAAUCGUUGUUUGGCAGAUUACGGAUUAAUUUCAACAACUGCUAGAGCCCAAAGUCCUGCAUCUCUCAGCUUGGCCUAUCGAUUGGAAAAUGGAGAUUUUGAAGCCGUCGACAUAACACCUCUCUCUUCUCCGCCCGAGCUACCAGAUGUGAUGAAAGGACAAGAGGCAACCCAUGAUACUUCAGCCAAUUAGGGGGAACAUUUGUUUUGAUAGCCAUCAACUGAGCGUUAAGAAAUAAAAACUUGUCUACCUUUGUAACAUCUUAAUGUCAAGCCCACCCCGAAUUUCUUUUACACCUUCCUAAUACUACCAAAAUUCCUCAUUUUCCUCAUGAAACUAAGAAAGAAAC
Messenger RNA from Daphnia carinata, 634 nucleotides. RefSeq names its product elongin-B-like (gene EloB). Gene Ontology annotation, biological process: transcription elongation by RNA polymerase II. Gene Ontology annotation, molecular function: protein binding. The record is from RefSeq and is a predicted model, not a curated record. Gene Ontology annotation, cellular component: elongin complex; VCB complex. NCBI's taxonomy places the organism in Eukaryota, Metazoa, Arthropoda, Branchiopoda, Diplostraca, Daphniidae. The coding region runs from base 115 to 477 and encodes 120 amino acids. The transcript has 3 exons.